This is a messenger RNA of Fomitopsis serialis, 1092 nucleotides long. RefSeq names its product nucleoside hydrolase. The transcript is spliced from 7 exons. Gene Ontology annotation, biological process: purine nucleoside catabolic process. Gene Ontology annotation, molecular function: purine nucleosidase activity. Bases 1 to 1092 code for a protein of 363 amino acids. NCBI's taxonomy places the organism in Eukaryota, Fungi, Basidiomycota, Agaricomycetes, Polyporales, Fomitopsidaceae. Gene Ontology annotation, cellular component: cytosol. The record is from RefSeq and is a predicted model, not a curated record.
AUGGCAUACCGAAAUGUCUGGCUGGACUGUGAUCCAGGGCACGAUGACGCCACCGCGAUACUGCUGGCAGUCCAUGCUCCAGGAGUGAAACUGUUAGGCAUUUCUACGUCCGCGGUGCUGAAAAACCAACAGGUGCAUGGCAAUGCAAGCGCAGAAAAUACAAACAACAACGCCGCGCGGUGUCUCUACGCCUUUGCUGCUCCGCAGGACAUCAAGAUCUACCCAGGGGCUUCUAAGCCUUUGAUUCGGCCGACGAGACAUGACCCCGAGAUUCACGGCAUUGAUGGACUGGGAGGUGUGGAGGGACUUCCACCAGGCACAUACAAGGCCGUUCAAGAACGGCUGAAGCACCCAGGACGUCCACCAAAGGCCAUCGAUGCCAUUGCUAGGGCGGUCGAGGACACCUGGAAGGACGGCUCGGGUGACAAGGUCACGAUUAUCUCGUCUGGUCCGAUGACCAACAUAGCUCUCUUCGUGAGCGUAUUUCCCGAGCUGUUGAACGGCAUAGAGGAGUUUGUCUUCAUGGGUGGCGGUGUUGGCAUCGGUAAUCGCUCUGCGUCGGCUGAAUUCAACAUAUUGUGCGAUCCUGAAGCAGCUCAGAUUGUGCUCGACGUCCCAGUGAAGAAGACGAUGAUACCUCUCAAUGUCACCCACACAGCGAUUGUGACACAGGAAACCCUUCACAAACUGCUCUCACCCGAUGCCCCAUACUCCCCCAAUGUCGCGCCAGCUAAAGCAUCCACGAAGCUACGCCACAUGCUAUGGACGCUCAUCUGGUACUUCGCAGAGUCAUACAAGUCCACGUUCGGCUUCAUGCACGGCCCACCCCUGCAUGACGCACUCACCAUCGCAUAUGUCUCUAAUCCAGAGAUGUUCAAGUGCAAGAGGUACCGGGUCGAUGUCGAACUAAGCGGGACGCACACUGCGGGCGAGACAGUAGUGGACAUAUGGAGUUAUCAGGCAUGCGACGAUUCAUGGGGGCGUGACGGGAAGAAUUGUAUGGUGGCGGAGUCUCUAGAUGUGGCUGGUUUCUUCCAGCUCUUCCUCGAAUGCGUUUCUCGGUGUGAUGCGGUCUCUCCACUGAACGAAUGA